AUGGGCGGGGGCGGGGCUGCGCUGGCUUCCGCCGCGCAGGCGCACUCGUCGCUCGCGCUGUCUGGAGUUGGUGUCCGCCCGGAAGGCGGGGCCGGGGACUCACAGAUUGCCCCACUGCCAGGGGCAGAGCUUGUCCAGACACCACUGCAGCUGUACCGUUACUUGUUGCGUUGCUGCCGGCAGCUGCCAACCAAGGGCAUCCAGGAGCACUACAAGCAUGCUGUCAGGCAGGGUUUCCGGGUUCACUCAGAUGAAGACAACCCUGAGAGAAUCCUGCAGAUUAUCAAAAGAGCUAUUGAAGAUGCCGACUGGAUCAUGAACAAGGUGACUCAAGUUUAUGUGAAGUUGACAAAAACUAGGUUAUGUCUAGCACUUCCACCUAGACCUGGAGUGGAGCACCACCCGGACUCCAGGACUAAGUCAGACUUCCACUUGCCAGGAGGGAUCAUUUCCUCAGAGAUCACCAGGUUGCUGGUCCCCUGCUGGAUGACAGUGGCCAUGGCCAGGUCUGCCCUCCCAGAUGAGGACAAGGCAAAGGGGGGUCUGCAGAGGUUGGGAAGCUGGUAUCUGGAUUUCCAGAAUGACACACCUACAUUGUAA
Molecule: messenger RNA, 600 nt
Organism: Arvicola amphibius (Eurasian water vole)
Lineage: Eukaryota; Metazoa; Chordata; Mammalia; Rodentia; Cricetidae
Gene: Lyrm9
Product: LYR motif containing 9
Source: RefSeq, a predicted model, not a curated record